GGCUCGGCCCGAGCCCGCAGCAAACACAGCCAUAGAAGGCAGCGGAGGAGCCGAGCCGGGCUGCGCUCGCUCGCCGCCCCCCAGCCUCUUUCUUCUCCACCGGGUGCACUGCUCCGCGCCCUCUCCUCGCCGCUUCCCCCCUAGACAAAGAGGACAGAAAGUUUGUGCGGGGGAGCGGGCCAGGUGAGGAGGGGCGUGCCCGGCCCCCCAGCCCGCGCCACAGCAGCCGGACACAGGCCCCCAGCGCGCCAUGGGCGCCGCGGCCCGCAGCCUUCGGCUGGCGCUCGGCCUCCUGCUGCUGGCCACGCUGCUGCGCCCGGCCGACGCCUGCAGCUGCUCUCCGGUGCACCCGCAACAGGCGUUUUGCAAUGCAGACGUAGUGAUCAGGGCCAAAGCUGUGAGUGAGAAGGAGGUGGAUUCCGGGAAUGACAUCUACGGCAACCCCAUCAAGAGGAUUCAAUAUGAGAUCAAGCAGAUAAAGAUGUUCAAAGGACCCGACAAAGACAUCGAGUUCAUCUACACGGCCCCCUCCUCAGCAGUGUGCGGGGUCUCUCUGGACGUUGGAGGGAAGAAGGAAUAUCUAAUUGCAGGAAAGGCAGAAGGAGAUGGCAAGAUGCACAUUACCCUCUGUGACUUCAUUGUGCCCUGGGACACACUGAGCACCACCCAGAAGAAGAGCCUGAACCACAGGUACCAGAUGGGCUGCGAGUGCAAGAUCACACGCUGCCCCAUGAUCCCAUGCUACAUCUCUUCCCCGGAUGAGUGCCUCUGGAUGGACUGGGUCACGGAGAAGAGCAUCAACGGGCACCAGGCCAAGUUCUUUGCCUGCAUCAAGAGAAGCGACGGCUCCUGCGCGUGGUACCGCGGGGCGGCACCCCCCAAGCAGGAGUUUCUUGACAUUGAGGACCCGUAAACAGGCAGACAGAGCCUCUGCGGCCAAUUGAAAAGCCUCUGAGGGUUUAGACUGGUCCAGCUCUGACAUCCUUUCCUGGAAACAGCAUGAAUAAAACAUCAAUCAUCCAA
Messenger RNA from Peromyscus eremicus (cactus mouse), 1023 nucleotides. It is a transcript of the gene Timp2, whose product is annotated as TIMP metallopeptidase inhibitor 2. Gene Ontology annotation, molecular function: metalloendopeptidase inhibitor activity; protease binding. The transcript is spliced from 5 exons. NCBI's taxonomy places the organism in Eukaryota, Metazoa, Chordata, Mammalia, Rodentia, Cricetidae. Bases 251 to 913 code for a protein of 220 amino acids. The record is from RefSeq and is a predicted model, not a curated record. Gene Ontology annotation, biological process: negative regulation of endopeptidase activity; negative regulation of membrane protein ectodomain proteolysis. Gene Ontology annotation, cellular component: extracellular matrix.